AUGUCGCAAGGAUCCUAUCCUUCAGAAAUUAACACACCAAGAACCCCCUUCACCCCGGGUCUGGGGUUUCCAUCAAAUUCAUAUGCUUCGCCCUACACAAGACCCUCUCAAGCGCAUUCAGCCCGAUUUUCAAACUUACCCACAAGCUCUAAUUCCACCCCGUUACCAGCUUCCAGUGAUCUUUUUGUGCGUCCAGGAAGACACAAUGCAAAUGGACAUGCUAAUGGGACUACCAAUGGUCAAACUAAUGGCGAUGCUUAUGAGCAAGAUCCCAAUGAAGAAACGCUCAGUAUUUUGCGCAGAAAUGUUUUACAAACAGAGAUUACCCAAGUGCACGACACAACAGGAGAAAAAGUUCAGGAGGCUUUUGAACAGUUUUUAGAAACAUUUAAAGAAGAAGACGAAACUGGAUCUAGCCAGAAUUCGGAUGAUUCGCGAUACUAUGUUCAACAAAUCCGUGGUCUUUUACGUGGCCAACUUACAACUGUUUUCAUUGAUUAUACUCAUCUCCAGUCUGUUGAAGACGGAGUUCUUGCGGAAGCAAUCACAGAAAGCUACUAUCGAUUUUUGCCAUUUCUGCUACUAGGUCUGCGUCGUCUUAUUCGCAAAUAUGCACCUUCGUUAAUUUUAUCAAAAGAAAACGGAUCCGUCGGAAACGAUGUGCUUAAUUCACUCGAGGAAAACUCGACAUCAAAUGGAUCUAAUACUAACGCAUCAGUUGCUGGUUCUACUGCACUCAAAGAUAACGGUAAAGUUUUUCAACUGGCCUUUUAUAAUAUGCCUGUUAUUAAUCGUAUUCGCGACAUGCGUUCCGACAAAAUUGGCUCGCUCAUGAGCAUUUCCGGAACGGUAACUCGUACUUCAGAAGUCAGACCAGAACUCUACCGCGGUACAUUUAUUUGCGAUGUUUGUCACUCAAUCAUUGAAAAUGUUGAGCAAGUUUUUAAAUUCACUGAGCCUCGUCAAUGCUCAAAAAUAACAUGCGACAAUAAGGUGUUGUGGAGUUUGGAUGUAGCUAAAUCCACUUUUAUUGACUGGCAAAAAGUCCGAAUUCAAGAAAACUCAGCUGAAAUUCCUACUGGUUCUAUGCCACGAACCCUUGAUGUCAUUUUGCGAGGUGAUAUUGUUGAUCGUGCUAAAGCUGGUGAUAAAUGUACCUUUACUGGUACUGAAAUUGUCAUUCCAGAUGUGUCUCAGCUCGGCCUUCCAGGUGUCAAGCCAACUACUGUCAGAGAUGGUGUUGGUGCAGGAAGAUUCAACGACGGUUUUAACUCUGGUGUUUCAGGUCUUAAGAGUCUCGGUGUACGUGAUCUUACUUACAAGCUGGCAUUUUUGGCCAAUUUUGUCACAGAAACAAAUGCUAGGGACAAGCGUCGAAAUUACUUUGAAAACGCUGGCGAAAACGAAGAAGGUCACAGAAGUUCCUUUCGCGAGCAAGAAAAAUAUUUAGAGUCUCUUACUGAAGCCGAAGUUAAUGAACUUCAUCUCAUGGUUCGUGAUCCCCAAAUUUAUGCUAAUCUUGUUGAUUCUAUUGCACCGACCGUUUGGGGUCAUCGCAUCAUUAAAAAGGGUAUUUUACUCCAAUUAAUGGGUGGUGUUCAUAAAACAACGGUGGAGGGCAUUUCUCUUCGUGGUGACAUUAAUGUCUGCAUUGUCGGCGACCCCUCUACCUCCAAAUCUCAAUUUCUUAAAUAUGUUACAGGUAUUCUUCCAAGAGCAAUCUAUACUUCUGGAAAAGCUUCUUCAGCUGCUGGUUUAACUGCUGCUGUGGUUCGUGAUGAAGAAACUGGUGAAUACACUAUUGAAGCAGGAGCUCUUAUGCUUGCUGACAAUGGUAUAUGUGCUAUUGAUGAAUUCGAUAAGAUGGACAUUAGUGAUCAAGUUGCCAUUCACGAGGCCAUGGAACAGCAAACAAUUUCAAUUGCGAAAGCAGGUAUUCAGGCAACCCUUAACGCUCGAACAUCCAUUUUAGCAGCUGCCAAUCCCAUUGGGGGACGUUACAACCGUAAGACCAGUUUACGCGCUAAUAUCAAUAUGAGUGCACCCAUUAUGUCACGUUUUGAUUUAUUUUUUGUUAUCGUUGAUGACCCUAAUGAACGCAUUGAUCGUGACCUUGCCGAGCACAUUGUGGAUCUGCAUAUGCGCACGGAUGAUGCCAUUGAGCCUCCCUACAGUACUUCACAAAUUCAACGCUAUAUUCGUUAUGCCAGCACAUUUAGCCCCAAAAUGACAAAGCCUGCUCGUGAUUACUUAGUUCAAAGGUACAAAGAACUUAGAGCCGAUGAUGCUCAAGGCCUUGGAAGAAACUCUUAUAGAAUCACUGUCAGACAACUUGAAAGUAUGAUUCGUUUGUGUGAAGCCAUUGCACGCGCAAAUUGUACUCGCAAGAUCACUGUUCAGAUUGUUGAAGAGGCUUAUGAACUUCUACGUCAAUCCAUUAUUCAUGUUGACCAUGAUGACGUUGAGGUUGAAGAUGAUAUUGAUCAACUUGAAAGAGAAGGGGGAAGCAAUGAAAAUGAAGAUUUGUUUGGAGAAACAUCUCGGCCGGCUGCAACUGACGAUGACACGCAACAAGAUACGGUUCCUCAGCCACAUGAACCAAGCAUUGCGUCGGGGACUAACGAACCUCGCAAACACAAAGUCAAGAUUCCAUAUGAGCGGUAUUCUGCAAUGGUCAAUCUUCUUAUGCAACGCAUUGAUGCUGCGGAAAAUGAAGGUGCAAAUCAAACCGCAAUGGAAGAUGCAGCUGGUGAAGGUAUCACUAAGGAUGAACUUAUUGAGUGGUACCUAGAACAGGAGGAAGAUAACAUUGCCACUGAAGCCGAAUACAAUUAUGAAAAGGCUCUUGUUGGAAAGAUCAUUGACAAGAUGGUGACAGAUAAUAUUCUCAUGGUGAUGCGUGGCGAGGGCUUCCCAGAUGAAGAUGGCCAUGCUUUGGAGCGCGAAACUCUUGUUCGCCAUCCCAACUCUGUUUCUUAA
Molecule: messenger RNA, 2979 nt
Organism: Magnusiomyces paraingens
Lineage: Eukaryota; Fungi; Ascomycota; Dipodascomycetes; Dipodascales; Dipodascaceae
Exons: 1
Coding region: 1-2979 (992 amino acids)
Biological process (GO): DNA replication initiation; double-strand break repair via break-induced replication; mitotic DNA replication
Cellular component (GO): MCM complex; nucleus
Molecular function (GO): ATP binding; single-stranded DNA binding; single-stranded 3'-5' DNA helicase activity
Source: RefSeq, a predicted model, not a curated record